Molecule: messenger RNA, 1077 nt
Organism: Echinostoma caproni
Lineage: Eukaryota; Metazoa; Platyhelminthes; Trematoda; Plagiorchiida; Echinostomatidae
Source: the annotation of a GenBank genome assembly
AUGCUAGAUAGGCGAUUUUCUAAAAGUAGAAUCGGUCGCAACUCGCAAUACUUUACACUUAGACGGAUUCAGGAAAGAAAGCUUUACUUCUAUGAUAACGUCCCCAGCGGCGCUGACAAACAGAGUUUAAACGAGUGGGAGGCUAUCCGAUAUUAUGACGACGCUAUCGUAUCUGCAUGUGCCUUGAAAGAUAAAACAUUUGAGAGGAAAGAAGAAAUUGAGUACGGAUUUUACGAUAGUCUCGAUGUUUUUGGUGCUACCUACGCUCGAAGGAAAGAGAUGCGACACAAUCUUGAUGAACCCGAAUGGUUCGUUUACGGACCUCAGGAUGUUGAAGAGGGAGUCGAUUUGCAAGAGUCUAGCACCCAUUCAGGAACCGGAAAAAAAACAGUUAAUUCUGUAAGACAUGUAUAUGAUGAGGACGAGAAAGAGAAUGAUUUGUUACUUAAACGACAAUCCGGUGAGUUUCCUUGUUCACUAGUCACACGUGCACAGGACUCAGAGGAAAUUUUCGAGAAGCAUGUGGCACUGCUACUGGUGAUCAGCAAACAAGUUCGUCCUUAUUAUCGGUUAUUUGUCCUACAGGAAGAGGUUUUGAAGCGAGAACAAAACCAACUCAUUCAAACGCAGAUCAGGAUGGAACGUACAAAGACUGCCCAACUAUUUGGGAGGCCAAUGUUGAACCCGAUUUUGUUGCAACAAUUGAUUCAGCGACAAAUGGAUAUACGCAGAGGGGAGAGUGUAAUGGAAGGUGGUACAAAGAGGGGCCCGGCUAGCGAACGAAUCAAGAAUGGGGCCCAUCCAACCACACGCGCAGAAGUGGCGACUGGAAGUACUUCGAGAGACAAUACUGACUAUCACCCGAAACGAACGAAUCGACAACUACAGCCAACUACAGACAAUCCGAAGCUAGCCAGAAAGAUAUACACCGAAUGCCACCACGUCGGAGCUGUCGAUCAGCGUAUCUCACGCUACGAUCGGGUCAAACCAGCCGGAACGGCACGCGGAAGAAGAGGCAACGUACGUGCCAAGUGCGGACCAAAACUAGCAGCGAUUGACCAACAGAAAGAGGCAUGA